AUGGCCGAAGUCGCAUUCGCAAAAACGUUCCUCACGUCGCUCGACUCGCGCCCCAUCAAGCUCUCCCCAGACCACGUCGAGGAUCCCAAGACGUUUCCCCCUCGACCACCCUACAUCCUCCCCCGCAUGCCCGUCCCCAUGUCCAAGCCAACGCAAACCCGCCUGCCCCCCGGCGCCGAGCCCAGCAUCCCCGUGCACCUCAAAUCCCUCCGCAACCCCCCGCUCGACAUCUCCCUCCCGCCCUUGCCCCUGAGCACCUCCGUCAUCGACCUCAAGGCCGCCGUCCAGGCGCAGACGCGCAUCCCCGUGGACAAGAUGAAGCUCCUGCUGAAUAAGCGGCCCGUUGCCGAUUCAAAGGUGCUCAAGGAGCUGCUUGCUAGCGACAAGGACAGGAGUAUCGAGUUUUCGCUCGAGUCUGAUGCCUUUUGGGCUGAUCUCAGUGGCUUCCUGCAGCAGAGGCUCAAGGCUCAGGCAAAGGCCGAGGAGCUGGCGAGCUUGUUCAGGUCGAGCUGGCAGGCUAGCAGGUCAAGUUAG
Trichoderma reesei QM6a is the source of this 534-nucleotide messenger RNA. RefSeq lists its product as uncharacterized. Bases 1 to 534 code for a protein of 177 amino acids. The transcript has 3 exons. Gene Ontology annotation, molecular function: protein binding. The record is from RefSeq and is a predicted model, not a curated record. NCBI's taxonomy places the organism in Eukaryota, Fungi, Ascomycota, Sordariomycetes, Hypocreales, Hypocreaceae.